AUGUGGACCUCAUUUAAUAUUGUUAUGUGGUUAUCAAGUAUAUUUAUGUCGAGAAUUAUUUGGAAUAGUGAAGCAAUUCCCCUAGAUGUAUAUGAUUUUCAUUCGACACAACAUAGUUUUCAAAUAAAUGAAUUUAACAAUAAAGAAAUUUCGGGGAAAUUUUUGCACAUUACCGAUUUACACCUUGACCCUUAUUAUCUUCCUAAUAGCAACCCCAAAAAAUAUUGUCAUCGUUAUGCAAAAAAAUCAAAGAAAAAUAAAUCAGGAAAAUUUGGUACCCUAGGUUCAGAUUGUGAUUCACCUUACGCAUUAUUAGAUUCGACAUUCUCUUUCCUUAAAGAAAACUUUCAUGAUGCAGAUUUUAUAAUUUAUACUGGUGAUUCUCUUAGGCAUGAUAGAGAUUCCAAAAUUCCUUUUCCGAAUGAUGAUGUCAUCUCGGGCCAUAAAAGUAUAGUCAAAUAUGUGACGGAAUCACUUGAUUUGAGUAAAACUAAAUUUAUCCCCACUUUAGGAAACAAUGACGAAUGGGAACACAAUCAGCUUGAAGGUGGUCCAAACACACUUUUCGAAAACCUGACUCAAAUAUGGGCGCCCUUAAAUUUAAAUUUAACGUCUGAAUUUGCAAAUGGCGGGUAUUUCAGACAAGAUAUCAAUUCAAAACUCAGCGUAUUUAGUCUAAAUUCGAUGUAUUUUUACGAAUCUAAUGAUCAAAUAAAGGAUUGUGAUCAAAUAAAUUCCCCGGGAGCAAUUCAAUUGAAAUGGUUUAAAAAUCAAUUGAAAAAUGCAAGGCAAGAAGGAAGAAGAGUUCUUAUCGCACAGCAUAUUCCACCUUUGGAUUCUGAUGGUGAAUCUUCAUUUCUUCCGCAAUGCGAAGAAAAAUUCGUACAAUUGCUCGGAGAAUUUGCUGAGAUAAUAUCCGGCCACUUCACUGGUCACACAAAUCUUGAUACUUUGACCUUUGUAACAGAAUCCGAAAAUAUUAGUGGCAAAUACAAUUUAUACUAUCUUGAUAAGGAUGAAGGCCCUUCAAAGAAAUCGACCGACAAUAUUAUCUUAAUUUUGAAUAAUGCUCCUUCAAUAAUUCCAGGCAAAUAUUCCACUUCUUCAAAAAUGUUUGGCGUAUUAUCUGAUUACAUUCAAUAUUAUCUUGACAUUAAUAAGGCCAAUGAGAUAGGCAGAGCGGAAUGGAAGAUUGAAUAUAUUGCAAGUGAAGCGUAUGAUAUGAAACAAUUAUCCCCAUCGGAAUGGGCCAAAGUUUUAGAUGAAAUGAAAUCCGAUCAAAGUGAAUCAUGGCAAAAUUAUUUAAAAUUUGUCACAGUGAGCAGUGAAUGA
Molecule: messenger RNA, 1332 nt
Organism: Funneliformis geosporum
Lineage: Eukaryota; Fungi; Glomeromycota; Glomeromycetes; Glomerales; Glomeraceae
Source: the annotation of a GenBank genome assembly